Opisthocomus hoazin is the source of this 2163-nucleotide messenger RNA. Lineage: Eukaryota; Metazoa; Chordata; Aves; Opisthocomiformes; Opisthocomidae. The record is from RefSeq and is a predicted model, not a curated record.
AUGCCUCAUGUGAAAGCCAAGGUCGUACCAGGAGCGGAUGACAAGUUCAACAGCACACGAAAACAGUCCGCCGGAGCUCAGUUCCGGCAUUCCCUGAUGGUGCUCAUGGAGAGGAUGUAUUCUGCCAACCCGCACUUUGUGCGCUGUAUAAAGCCCAACAGCCAGAAGGAGCCAGGCGUGGUGGACAGCCAGGUGGUGCUGCAGCAGUCCACUCCUUUUGAUAAUUUCUUGGACCCUUCUGCGCCUCGUCCUGUUCUGAAGACAGAGGAGCAGACUGAAGAAGAGGCAAAAAUGAGGAAACUCAAGAGAGGAGCAACUUUACUCUGGUUCAAAGAGACGCAGGUCCAGAAGGUCAUGCAGGAUGACGGGGCCUUUCCAAGCUGGCUGCAUGGGAUGAUCAGCCGGAGGGAAGCUGAAAACUUGCUGAUUGACAAGCCUUUGGGUUGCUUCCUUGUUCGGAUCAGCCAGAGCCGACCGGGCUACACCUUGACAUACAGGGGUGAAGGCCGCUGCCGACACUACAUGAUCCAGAUGCAGCCCAAUGCACGCUAUGUCAUCCUGGGGGAAGACCGGGCUCAUGCCUCACUCACCGAGCUGGUUCGGUAUCACCAGACUGUGGGCAUCCAGCCCUUCAUGGAGAUACUGACUGUUCCCUGUGGGCAGAAAAGUAGUGAGAGUUUGGAUUACGAAGAUCUAGAGUGCCUCACGCUGGGUGCACUGGCCGCUGAGGGGGAGACCCCUCCAGAGGAGCAGCCCUGCCCCUCCAGGCCUUCCACCAGAAGACCUUCUCUGCAGUCAGGAGUGGCCGCGGUUCUCAGGCACGUGUGGUUCAGGAGGACCAAGGAUUGCCAAAACCAACAGAGGCUGAACAUGGGUAGCACAAAGCCAAGCUCAGACAAGGAGAGAGACAGCCAACGAGCCUUCCCUCGCCUCCACUCUUCCAUACGCCUGGCAAUGCAGGAAAUCCAGCAGCUGCUGUGGCUGGUCCCUGCUUUGGGACUUGCCGGGGCAGAUGCCGAGAGCCCGACCCAGUGCUGGGCUCACCGCGAUGCCAUCUCACAGCGCUCGGUGCCUGCGCCAAGGGGACCUAACCCUGCGCAGCUGGGCUUGCGAGAUGCCUUCCAGUCUGCCCGCAGGGUAGGGGCACUCGCUCAUGAGGCAGACAAGGUUUUGGUGCUCGCUGGCUUCCUCUGCCACACGGACCAGUGGGGUGUGGACUACCCGGACUGUGCGGGCAACAUGCAGUCGCCUAUCGACAUUGACACCACCAAGACCGUCUUCAGCCCCCAUCUGCGGCCAAUCCAGCUCUCUGGCUACAGCCUGCCCGCCAGCCAGAAGCUCAAGCUGAGUAACAACGGGCACACAGCUCUCCUCGAGCUGCCCGAGUCACUGGCCAUCACCGAUGGCUAUGCCCAGCAGUACCGUGCCGUGCAGCUGCACCUGCACUGGGGCUCUCCGUCAGGACCCGGCUCGGAGCACACCAUCGACGGCCGACGCUUUGCUGCGGAGAUCCACGUGGUCCACUACAACACCAAGUAUUACAACUUUCAGGAGGCAAUGGUCUACCCAGAUGGCCUGGUUGUACUGGGAGCCUUCCUGGAGGUUGGGCCGAGGGAGAACCCAUACUAUCAGGAAAUACUUGAGCAUCUGUACGAUAUCCAAAGAAAAGGUCAGCAAGUCUUGGUGCCUGGAUUCAACAUUGCCGGUCUGCUGCCUGCCAACCUGAAACACUACUUCCACUACAAUGGCUCUCUGACCACCCCAGCCUGCUACCAGACGGUGAAGUGGACAGUCUUCAACCAGACCAUGCUGCUUUCUCGUGGCCAGAUGUCAAGGCUGCUGAUGAGCCUGAGAAACGACGACAGCAAAGCUCUGCAGAAUAAUUACCGGCUGGCACAGGACCUGCACGGGCGACGGGUGCUGGCGAGUUUCCAGACCACCCUCUCCUCGGGAGAUGACACGCGUGCUGGUAAGGAGCGACACCCCGGCUCUUCGUUUCACGCAGGGGACGUGCUGGCCGUGCUUUUCGGGGUGCUCUUUGCCAUCACGGCGCUGGCCUUCCUGCUGUACCUCUACAAGCACCGCAGCCAGAACGCACGGCUGGACUCGCAGACCAAGUCCAAGGUCAUCUACACAGCAGCCACCACCGACAACACCGCAUGA